UGUUGGAGGGCCAUUGGGUCAGCCCAUUACAAUGAAACGCAAUGAUUCCUUUACGGUGAAUCAGCACUUGCAAGGCAGGACGCCAACCGAAGUGUUGGGAUACGAAAAAGUAUUGAAGAAUGCCUUGAGUCAUCAAUCUCAACACGCCCGGCUGGCCGUGGCGAGCCAGGUGUUCCUCAGUAGUGCGAUACCGGACGAGCGAUGCUUUGACUUUUUCCACUACUUUGUCGUGUCCUCUUUGGGAACAAAGCCGUCAAAUUGCUUUAGAGAAGGUCUCGUCACCAUAUGCCGAAAGUUCUACAAGCUUUGCGCUCGUAAUAAGGCUUUCAAACCUCGCGCGACGACCUUUGUGAAUGUGUUGGUGAAGGAAAUUUUGAGUCGGAUAGAUCCCUCAGGCGAACAUGCUCAGACCUUUCUAUGCUUGACCCUUUUGGACACCUUCCUAUCUUUAUGUCCCUCGGUUUUGAAGGAAGGGCCAGGAAAUGAGAUCACUAUAGUGCUGUUGACAGUGCUCAUUCAAAGCCCUUUUGAACUUUCAAGGGAAGCUGCAUAUGGCAUGUUGAAAAAGUUUGGAUCCCAGAGCCUAUUAAGUCAUGUUCUACCUGAUGUGACAGAGACUGCAAAGUCCUUGUCUUGUGAUACGAGGACAUUGGCCCGGCUUCGGGGUGCGAUGGUUUGGCGGUGCGUUGCAACUAUUGAGGAUUAUGUAGGGUGUGACCGGACGACAGGGGAGACUAAAGUGCUCACCUAUUUGAUGGAUUCGUUGGAACAUGGCCUACGAGAGAUUCAGCACGAUUACGCAUCGAUCGCCCCAUCUCUGCAUGGAACAGUGGAAGCCCUCAUGUACAUCUGCCAAGAUCACAUGAAUGCCAUUUUCCAAAGUGCUGGAUCGCAGACGGUGCUCAAGCUUGUUGCUCUUUUGAUCCAAACAUGUGAAUCUGCAUUGCGUUUCUUUGCAGAAACACAGUUUCUGGAGAUUGGAGACGUUGAUGAAUGUGACAAUGGCGAGUGGGAGGGAGAUAAUGGGAGUAUGCGUGGAACCCUGAUUGCGUGCGCUUGGCGAUCAUUAAAAACGAGUGGAACGACGUUGGUCACGAUGGCCUCAGAAAUGUUGUUAAGAGUCAAUUCUACAAACGAACAAGACUUUCGAUGCAGCGUGGAGAACAUUGGCACCAUGCUAAAAACGGUCCUUAUCAACGUGCGCCAUUGGGGAGCAGCUAAUUGGGCUCAACAGUCCCUCACAUCCUUGUGCACAUUACUGGCAUCGUCUUCAGAUCCCUACCUGCGCAAUCUCCCACCCAAUUGGUUAGAGGAUCUACUCCCAACACUUCAUCAAGCCAGUAUUAUACGCCACGAUGAAAGGCACGCUGGACAUGCGCGAAUUCUAUUAAGCAUCUUGAACGGAUACUAUACGAGGGCCCCGGCACGAAGAGCGGCGCUUAAACCUGUGUGUGACUCUCUAUUCGAGGUUAUACAGACAACGCACAGUCCAGAAACAGCAAAGGUCAAUGCCAUCAGCAUUCUACAGUGGAUCAUCAAGGAUUCGAGGACGGGCCAGAUGGUCCCAUUGGAAGACGCUUUCAUUUUGGUGUUUGCGGGUCUGCAAUCCUCAAAUAAAUCCAUCGGCAAUGCCAGCACGGUUCUUUUUUCGUGCCUCCUGUCGCGAUUUCUAACCGGAGACGCGGCGCAUAUACAAAAGCUUGGUGUGCCCACAAAGGCUAACGCCUUCUUUACCGAAUACCCAAGACUAUUUGCUGUGGUGUUGGAACAGCUGGAGAUAUCUGCCAGGAAGAUCCUUCCUCCACCUCGAUUCCAGUAUCCGCUCCUAAUCCUACUUUCUCGUCUGGAUGUUGACAUGUGUUUUGAUGACAACACACCGGUCGGUCGCAUUGCUCCAAUAUUACUCGAAAUCGUGAGAAAUUCACCAUUGGCACAAGUUCGCGCGAUGGCAGCGAAAUGUCUGGCUGAUUUGCUUCCGACAUCGGCUGCGAUCCAAUAUUGCCGAAUCGUGUGUAAUGGUUUGUCAUUGGUUUCAUGUGAUAACCGUGUUGGUAAUAACUACCUGCACGGUAGCCUGCUUGUAUUGCGGAAUGUUCUGUGCAAGUUUACAAAGGAUGCGUCCGUGAAUGAUCAAAAGGAGCUCCACCUUGCUCUUGGAGCCGGGGAUUCGUGCAUUGUCGAUCAACAGUGGAUGCAUCCCGUACGCGACUCGAGCGCGCUCGUUCAAGCAGAGUUGUUUGAAUUGCUGGCACUCAUGUCACGUAGGGGUAUAGCAACAAACCAGUCAAUCCUUGUCAGCUAUGCCGAGGGCCCUGGAAACGACUGCAUUAGUGGCUGUGUAGGCUUGCCUUUGGUUGAAGCCAGCUGGGCUAGGCUGAUGUUGACCACAUCUACAAACCUCCUCGAAACCUGUUCCAAACUGCUAGUAGAUUCUAGGCCCGAUAUGAUUCGCGCAACUCUAGAAUGGCUUCAAGAGGAAUGGACAUCGAUGAGCCCUGAGACCCAGUGCGACCUGUCGGGUCUCCUCAUCAAGAAGAUGACGAAUUUUCCUGCCAGAACCAGUCCUCAAAUCAUGUUACAAAUUGUGCGUAUCAUACAGACGGGAAAGAUUGACGAGAGCGAUGCAUCAAAGUGGUUCAUCUGGAUAGAGCAGCUCCUCAAUUCAGGACCGGUUGAUGGGGAACUCAAUUGUUCGGCUAUUGAAGCGUUAGGACACGUUUUGAAUAUGAUGAAAGGGGACGAAUAUUUUGCACGUUGGCUGACUGUUAUGCGCGGAUGCUUAAGCGCCAGGGUUGCGCUCGCUGCGGACGUCCGGAAAGCGGUCGCAUCAUCAUUUUGCCGCCUGCAGUCCGUACCAACCCUCACACCAACCGCUUCCUUCCACUUUUCGUUCACUGUGAUUGAUCUUUUACGUGAUUCCGAUGAGGAUACGGCUACCCUGGCUGCGGACUUUGUAUCAAGGAUCUUUUGCUCUCAGUCAUCAGUAAACCCACAACGUGCCAUGGAGUUGGUCUUUCAAUUGUUGAGCGAACAAUUUGCCAGUGCUGGCGAAUUUGGUGAAAGGCUAGUUUCUUUAAUGUGUGAUGAACCAACAGAGGGACUAGAGGACACGUUAGCUCCGAUGCUUGCUCUCCAGCACUUUCUGUCGGUUCAAUGUGGUGACCUCGGGAAAGAGUUCCCGUACACGGAUAAGAUACUGGCCACUAUGGCAUCAGUCAUUGACCAGUUGGAAACACAGAACGAUGCCUGCCGACCAAAAUUCGCCCAGUCUCUUCCUUUAAAACGUGUUCGAAGGACAUUAAUGGCAAUCUCGGCCAUGUCAUCUUCUGGCUGUGUCGUCUCUGAUCAAGUGCUCGCAACUCUAAAGUCAUUCAUGACGGCGGUUUCCAGCCAUCCCAUGCUCCCCCCGCUUCUCAUCAUUAGUAUGGAGAAUGUAAAAACAGAAAUGUGUAGACUUGGCCUAGACAUUGGUACGAACUGCUGAUAAACAUAUUUAUGUGUAGUGUAUGUGUAGAUAUAUAUACGCUGGAGCAACCUAUUUACGACGCCCUACCGUCCUCCUGCUAUGCAAAG
This is a messenger RNA of Spizellomyces punctatus DAOM BR117, 3573 nucleotides long. RefSeq lists its product as uncharacterized. Lineage: Eukaryota; Fungi; Chytridiomycota; Chytridiomycetes; Spizellomycetales; Spizellomycetaceae. Gene Ontology annotation, cellular component: cytosol. Bases 32 to 3484 code for a protein of 1150 amino acids. Gene Ontology annotation, biological process: tRNA methylation. The transcript is spliced from 11 exons. The record is from RefSeq and is a predicted model, not a curated record.